This is a messenger RNA of Paraglomus occultum, 816 nucleotides long. Lineage: Eukaryota; Fungi; Glomeromycota; Glomeromycetes; Paraglomerales; Paraglomeraceae. The record is from the annotation of a GenBank genome assembly.
AUGGAUCCAGAAGGCUCUCUAAAACGAAAAUUUGUCUCCCAGGAAGAGAUAGACGAAGCUCGUCGAAAAAGGCAAGAAGAAUGGAAGAUUGUUAUGGAGAAGACGGGGAAAGAGGCUCCGAAGGAAGAGGAGGAGGUAUAUGAUCCUCGAACGUUAUAUGAGAGACUACAAGAGCAGAAAAUGAAAAAGGAAGAAGCGCUUCAAGAGAUGACUAGAUUUAGUAACCUCAUUCAUAGACUAGACGAAGACGAGAUUGAAUUCUUGGCUACGUUGGAGAGUCAAGAGCGCAAGAACGAAAAAGUAAAGCUCAAAAAAGAAGAAGAACUUCUCGAGGAAUUCAGACGCGCUGCAGCAGAAGCAGAUGAAGCUGCAUAUAGUACAGUUUCAGUAAUAACUGGCUCUGCACCACAUGUUAAACAGCAUCCUGAUAAACCCAAGGUUAUUAAACACGAUGCACAGAAGGAUAUCUUGAAAAAUGCGGUGAAGAGGCGGAGUGUAAUGAUUCGGAAAAAAGCAUCAGGAGAUAGCGAAACUGGCAGUAAUCAUUUGGACAAGAAGAUUAAGAUUGAAGAUAUGGGGAAUAAGAAUGAAGGCGAUGGUGAUUGCACGAAAAAUAAUGGAGAGAAGAGGAAAGAUGUUGGAGGCGAAAAUAAGAAGGGGAGCGAGAACAAAGACAGUAAUGCGGACAUCACAAAGAAAACUGAGAGAGAGGAUAAAUCGGGAGACGCAUCUACUGAGCAGAUAACACCAUCCGUGGCAAAUCCCCUCGCAUCUCUCUUGGGCUAUGGAGAGGAUAGUGAUGACGAUAGCGAAUGA